This is a messenger RNA of Helobdella robusta, 1290 nucleotides long. RefSeq lists its product as hypothetical. The annotation marks the transcript as partial. Lineage: Eukaryota; Metazoa; Annelida; Clitellata; Rhynchobdellida; Glossiphoniidae. Gene Ontology annotation, biological process: protein homooligomerization; potassium ion transmembrane transport. Gene Ontology annotation, molecular function: delayed rectifier potassium channel activity; protein binding. Gene Ontology annotation, cellular component: membrane; voltage-gated potassium channel complex. The transcript is spliced from 5 exons. The record is from RefSeq and is a predicted model, not a curated record.
CUGGUGCGACGAAUGCGAUCGAGUCGGCGUGCCUACUUGAACGUGGGCGGCACGAAGCACGAGAUCAUGUGGCGGACACUCGAUCGACUGCCCAGGACGAGACUCGGGCGUCUGAGGUACUGCACUAGCGUGGAAGACGCGCGAAUGCUCUGCGAUGACGUCAUAGCGAUGGGCGAGGAUUUCGUCGAAUUUUUUUUCGACCGACAUCCGACCUCGUUCGCGUCGGUUUUGAAUUUUUACCGGACGAAGAAGUUGCAUUUGAUGGAGGACAUCUGCGUCCUCUCCUUCAGCGAUGAUCUCGAGUACUGGGGCAUCGACGAACUCUACAUGGAGUCCUGCUGCCAGCAUCGCUACCACCAUCGCAAGGAAGGCGUGUUGGAAGAAAUUCGCAAAGAAGCGGACAGCUUGCAAGAAACAGCUGAAGAAAACUUCGGAACUGGAAGGUGUUCCAGACCGAGGCAAAAAAUUUGGAAUCUGCUCGAAAAACCUCAAACAUCUAUGGCCGCCAGGGCAGUAGCCAUUAUCUCCAUCCUCUUCAUCAUCGUCUCGACCAUCGGGAUGACCUUGAACACGAUCCCAGAGUUGCAGGAGGAUGACGGUGAGGGCAACAAAACUGACCGCAAGGAGCUGGCCACUAUCGAGGCCACGUGCAUCGGAUGGUUCACGCUGGAGUACUUACUCAGAUUCUGGGCCAGUCCAGCCAAGUGGGCCUUCUUCAAGAGUCCCCUGAACAUCAUCGACCUGCUGGCCAUCCUGCCCUAUUACAUCUCCCUGGGUCUCGACGAGCACAGCAGCAGAACCAACCAGUUUCAAAACGUUCGCAGGGUCGUUCAAAUAUUCAGGUUGAUAAUGAGAAUAAUGAGAAUCCUGAAGUUGGCCCGCCACUCGACCGGCCUACAGUCUCUGGGUUACACCCUCCAGAGAAGCUACAAGGAGCUCGGGUUGCUUGUCAUGUUUAUGGCGAUCGGUGUCCUUCUAUUUUCUAGUCUUAUAUUCUGCGCUGAAAAAGAAGAAAAUGGUAAUUUAUUCCGCAGUAUACCAGAAACAUUUUGGUGGGCAGUUAUUACGAUGACGACGGUGGGGUACGGAGAUAUAUACCCCUCAACUCCAUGGGGAAAGUUGGUUGGUUCUCUUUGCAGUAUUUGCGGAGUGCUGGUCAUCGCUCUACCUAUCCCGAUCAUCGUUAACAACUUCGCCGAGUACUACCAAGAUCAGAUGAGGAGAGAGAAAGCCCUGAAACGUCGUGAGGCCAUCAACAGAGCCCGCAUGUCAGGCAGUCUCAUUUCUCUC